Paralichthys olivaceus (Japanese flounder) is the source of this 1336-nucleotide messenger RNA. Its product is annotated as interleukin-1 receptor accessory protein-like. The record is from RefSeq and is a predicted model, not a curated record. Lineage: Eukaryota; Metazoa; Chordata; Actinopteri; Pleuronectiformes; Paralichthyidae.
AUGCAUUGUUUCCCUGUUGCAGCCUUGGGAUCCCUGUGUGUGCUGCUUGCAGAUGGAUUUCAAGUGUCUGAGGAUGGAUCUCCACACAUUAUUGGGGCAGAGCGAGUCCAAAUCAAAGCUAAUCCAGGUGAGCCGCUGAUUCUUCACUGUGAUGCAUUUACAAAUAAUAAAGAUGGAGUGACGCUCAUCUACUGGCUCAUCAAUGGCUCUUUUCCUGAAGAGAGAUCCAGCAGUGACAGAAUAGUAGAAUUAGAACAAUCAACGUUGGAGGACGGUACAAUCCUCCAGAGGAGAUUGCUGUUGAAGAACGUCACACCAGAGGACCUCAAAUUCACCUUCACCUGUGUGGUGAUGAGUGCUGGUGGAAUGGCCCAGAAGCAAAUAAAGCUAAGAAGGAUACGAAAGAAAGGAAAACACUGAAUGUUAGUAAUGUGACACUAAUGGAUUUGUCUUCAUUUAUUAACAACUUAAUCUGUGAAUUUAAUAUUAGAUGUUACACAGUUUGGUGAGAGCCAGUACAGACCAAACAGCAACUGAAGUAUUUUAUAACCAUUUUUAUUUUACACAGAACAUUUAAAUGUGGAACUGGAUGAACUUUUUUUACAGCUGUAGUAAAGCAGUGCUAUAAUGUAUCUGCAGAAUAUAUAGAGAAUAUUCUAUCACUUUUAUUUGCUAUGGUUGUGAAUCAUUCCUGUGUCUGCUUGCAUUUAGCCCUCUUUAAUAUGUGUACCAUUGAAGCAUUUGAAAAUACAUGCUGUCCUUUCACUCACAAACUAUUGUUCAGUGCUAAAUCCACCCUGAGGUUGUUUUCCUAUAGAUUUAUUAUUACCUGUACCAUUUAUUUGUGACAGACAUGUUGUGUCUGUCUGAACAGGUGUCACUCUCUCUACCACAACUCUACCAGUCUCUGUGCAAGUAGACUGAACAGUGUGGUAGGGAUGUGAGAUACACGGUUUAGAGUAAAGUAAGUUUUAGUUGUGUAAUGUAUGCAAUGACAGAACUGCAGCUCUUUAAUGUGUCGACUGCAGUAACUGAUAAGCAGAUUCCGUUUUCACACAUUCGCCACACAGCUAAUAGUUAUAUAUUCUAUAUUCCUAUAAUACCCUAAUAGUGCAGUAAUUUAAAAUCUGGUGUAUUCCCAGACACCCCCUGCUUGUAAAUUAUAUACUAAACAUAAACAGUGUCUAAUGAAUGAUCUUGGUAUCUAUAUAAAGGUAACUUCCUGCUGAGGUGUAAGCUUAAGUACAGAUGUUACUAGGUUGGAUUAAAUGAAGAUGGAACACAAUGUAAAUGAAAGAUGUCAUGUCCGCCUAAAAACAAGAAAUUAUAGAGUCAU